Molecule: messenger RNA, 1491 nt
Organism: Manacus vitellinus (golden-collared manakin)
Lineage: Eukaryota; Metazoa; Chordata; Aves; Passeriformes; Pipridae
Product: neuropeptide Y receptor type 2
Exons: 2
Coding region: 51-1367 (438 amino acids)
Biological process (GO): G protein-coupled receptor signaling pathway
Cellular component (GO): membrane
Molecular function (GO): neuropeptide Y receptor activity
Source: RefSeq, a predicted model, not a curated record
CCAGGCAGAGUCAGUUCUGGCUCUCAGGCUCCUGCUCCCAAAGCCAUCUCAUGCAGGCAUUUGAGCACCAGGAUGAUGAUGGAUGUUGGGGCUCUGGGUCUCGGGCCUAUCUGUGCCUGGAUGCUCAGCACCAGCUCCACUGGAGGCUUGUUCACAGCUUCAGUGACCUCCUUCUCCUCCUGAUGAAAAGUCUCAGGCCAGGCAUGGGACCAUUUGAGGGAGCCAACAGCACUUUCACCUUGGAGAAGACAGCAUUAGAUGAGAAGCUGCCAGAGGGCUGGCAUGACAAGGACUUUGUCACUCCUACCCAGGAUCUCUCUGGGUCCCGCAGUGUUAUGAUGGACAGCACCAAGAUCCUGGGGGUCCAGGUUGUCCUGAUUGCUGCCUACUCCCUCAUCAUUCUGCUGGGGUUCAUCGGCAACUCCCUGGUCAUCUACAUCAUAGUCAAGUACAAGACCAUGAGGACUGUCACCAACUUCUUCAUAGCUAACCUGGCCCUGGCAGACCUGAUGGUGGACACACUCUGUCUGCCCUUCACCCUGGUGUACACCCUGCUGGACGAGUGGAAGUUUGGAGCUGUUCUUUGUCACCUGGUCCCUUAUGCUCAAGCUCUGAGUGUCCACGUGUCCACUCUCACCCUAACUGUGAUUGCCCUGGACAGGUAUCGGUGUAUCGUGUUCCACCUGGACAGCAGGAUUUCCAAGAGGCUCAGCUUCACCAUCAUAGCUGUCAUGUGGCUGGCAGCAGCUGUCCUGGCAGGCCCUCUGGCCAUCUUCAGAGAGUACCGAUAUGAGGAAAUCCCCUCCAUCAACCUCAAGAUGGCUGUCUGCUCAGAGAAAUGGCCCUCUGGUAACAACAGAGAUGCCACCAUCUACAGUCUGUCCAUGCUCCUCCUGCAGUAUGUUCUUCCUCUUGCAAUUAUUUGUUAUGCCUACACCAGGAUCUGGUUCAAGCUGAAAAACCAUGUCAGUCCCACUUCUAGGAAUGAAAACCAGUGCCGGAGGAGGAAGACCACCAAAAUGCUAGUGAUGGUAGUUGUGGUAUUUGCAGUCUGCUGGCUCCCCUUCCACAUAUUCCAGCUUGCCAUUGAUCUUGAUCUGGUUCUUAUCUUCCACGAGUACAAACUCCUGUACACUGUCUUCCAUGUUGGGGCCAUGUGCUCUACAUUUGUCAACCCCCUGCUCUAUGGAUGGAUGAACAAGAACUACCGGAAUGGCUUCCUGAUGUUCUUCCGUUGCCAGGACAAGCCAGAAAGCUUCCACACUGAAGGCUCAGUUAGAGGGAGGUCGUACAUCUUCAGAGCCAAUACCCUAAAUGGGAGCAUCAAACAGACUCCUGGCAAUGGAUCACUGCCCACAGAGGUUUAGGGAUGGGUCAUCCCCCUCCAGGACUGAGGCUCCGGGACUGAGCCCAGAGACAUUCUUGGGUGAAUGCCUUUUUUUUUGACAGAAUAUUGUGCUGCCAAUUAUACCUACCACAACCACAUAGAAA